Eubalaena glacialis (North Atlantic right whale) is the source of this 6254-nucleotide messenger RNA. RefSeq names its product GREB1 like retinoic acid receptor coactivator (gene GREB1L). Gene Ontology annotation, biological process: kidney development; multicellular organism development. NCBI's taxonomy places the organism in Eukaryota, Metazoa, Chordata, Mammalia, Artiodactyla, Balaenidae. The record is from RefSeq and is a predicted model, not a curated record. The transcript is spliced from 33 exons. The coding region runs from base 55 to 5952 and encodes 1965 amino acids.
AACUUAAUCAUGAACGUGAUUCAAAAAUGUUAAUAAAUAAACCAAGUGUAGACCAUGGGGAAUUCAUAUGCUGGGCAACUGAAAUCUGCUCGAUUUGAAGAAGCUCUCCACAACUCCAUAGAAGCCUCUCUCAGAUGUAGUAGUGUGGUACCACGACCAAUUUUUUCCCAGCUUUACUUGGACCCUGACCAGCAUCCUUUCUCAUCUGCAGAUGUAAAACCCAAGGUGGAGGAUCUGGAUAAAGAUUUGGUACACCGCUACACUCAAAAUGGAAGCCUGGAUUUUUCUAACAAUCUAACAGUAAAUGAAAUGGAAGAUGACGAAGAUGAUGAAGAAAUGUCUGAUUCAAAUAGCCCACCAAUUCCCUAUUCACAAAAACCUGCCCCCGAAGGGUCUUGCACUACAGAUGGUUUUUGUCAAGCAGGAAAGGAUUUGCGUUUGGUAUCUCUGUGUAUGGAACAAAUCGACAUCCCAGCAGGAUUCCUCCUGGUGGGGGCCAAGUCUCCCAAUCUUCCUGAACACAUCCUAGUGUGUGCUGUAGACAAGCGAUUUCUACCAGAUGAUCAUGGAAAAAAUGCACUUUUAGGGUUUUCUGGAAACUGUAUCGGCUGUGGAGAAAGAGGAUUUCGGUAUUUCACGGAAUUUUCCAACCACAUAAACUUGAAGCUCACCACCCAGCCAAAGAAGCAGAAGCACUUAAAGUACUACCUAGUCAGAAGCUCCCAGGGUGUACUGUCGAAGGGACCUCUUAUCUGCUGGAAAGAAUGUAGAAGCCGACAAUCCUCUACCAUUUGCCACUCUAUUAAACCAAACUCUUCAGUGUCAUCAACCGUGGCCCCAGAAAAUGGCACAACUAAUGGAUACAAAUCAGGAUUCAUUCAGACAGAUUCGCCAGUUCUCAGUCCAGCUAAUUCUGCAAUCAAUUUAAGUGGAGCUCAGGACCUGACCCGGAAUAAGAAUGUUGUGAAGCCACUGGCUUUGUCUUUGCAGGUUGUAGGGAAGACUUUUGCUGCAGAUGCUGCUAAUGGAAACAGUAGCCAUGGAGGAAAGAGCAGUGCGUCUAGCUCCACUCCAGCCCGCCCAGGGAAUUACUCUUUGUCACCAAGACCUAGCUUUGCCUCAGGAGACCAAGCUACCAUGUUCAUUUCUGGGCCACCAAAGAAACGACACCGAGGAUGGUAUCCUGGGUCACCUGUCCCCCAACCUGGUUUAGUUGUACCUAUUCCUGCAGUUCGCCCUCUUUCAAGAACUGAGUCCCUUUUAUCUGCCCCAGUUCCACAGACCCCAUUAACUGGAAUUUUACAACCUCGACCCAUUCCUGCAGGGGAAACUGUAAUUGUUCCUGAAAAUCUGCUGAGUAACUCAGGAGUUAGACCAGUAAUCCUGAUAGGCUAUGGCACUUUACCCUAUUUCUAUGGAAAUGUUGGUGACAUUGUUGUGAGUCCUCUGCUGGUGAAUUGCUACAAGAUUCCGCAGUUGGAAAACAAAGAUUUGGAACAGUUAGGUUUGACUGGCAGCCAACUCCUGAGCGUGGAAAACAUGAUUCUUCUGACAAUACAGUACCUCGUGCGGCUGGGUCCUGAUCAGAUACCUCUCAGGGAAGAAUUUGAGCAAAUUAUGCUGAAAGCUAUGCAGGAAUUUACUCUGAGAGAGAGAGCCCUGCAGAUGGGUGGUCAGUGCACGCCUGUGUCACCAGGACAACUCCCCUGGCUGGCUAGAUUAAUUGCCAGCGUAUCUCAAGACUUGGUUCAUGUGAUUGUGACCCAGAACUCCUUGGCAGAGGGCAUUUCAGAGACAUUGAGGACUCUCAGUGAAAUGAGACACUAUCAAAAACUACCAGAUUAUGUUGUGACAAUUUGUGCAUCGAAAAUCAGAGGAAAUGAGUUUUGUGUGGUAGUAUUAGGUCAGCAUCAGUCCAGAGCUCUGGCAGAGAGCAUGCUCACCACAAGUGAGUUUUUGAAAGAAAUUAGUUAUGAGCUCAUCACAGGAAAGGUCAGUUUCCUGGCAUCGCAUUUCAAAACCACAUCGUUAGGUGAUGACCUAGACAAGCUGCUAGAAAAAAUGCAACAGAGAAGAGGAGAUAGUGUGGUGACCCCUUUCAAUGGAGACCUUAAUGAAUGUGUGUCACCUCAGGAGGCUGCUGCUAUGAUCCCCACGCAGAACCUGGAUUUAGAUAAUGAACCCUUCCAGAUUUAUCAACCGCAGCUUACAGUUGCCAGAAAACUCUUGUCCCAGGUGUGUGCUAUAGCAGACAGUGGCAGCCAGAGCCUGGACCUCGGCCACUUCAGCAAAGUGGACUUCAUCAUCAUUGUCCCGAGAUCAGAGGUUCUGGUCCAGCAAACGCUUCAACGGAUUCGACAAUCAGGUGUCCUUGUAGACUUGGGUCUGGAGGAAAAUGGGACAGCCUAUCAGAGAGCAGAGAAAUAUGUUGUUCGUCUAGACAAUGAGAUUCAAACCAAGUUUGAAGUUUUUAUGAGAAGGGUGAAACAGAACCCGUACACACUGUUUGUGCUAGUUCAUGACAACUCCCAUGUGGAACUAACGAGUGUCAUUUCGGGCUCUUUGUCACAUGGUGAACCUGGCCAUGGAUUGGCUGACAGAGUCAUUAACUGCAGAGAGGUUCUGGAAGCUUUCAACCUCCUGGUGCUCCAGGUCACCUCCUGCCCAUACACUCUGCAGACCCAACAGUCCCGAAUCAGCGCCAACAACGAGGUUCACUGGAUACAGCUGGACAGCACAGAGGACAUGAGCUGCGAGGAGAAGCUGUACUUCGGCAUGAGCGAGUACAGUAAAUCUCUUCAGUGGGGAAUCACGAGCCCACUUCUGAGAUGUGAUGAGACUUUUGAAAAGAUGGUGAACACACUCUUGGAGAGGUACCCCAGGCUGCACAGCAUGGUCGUCCGCUGCUACCUCCUCAUCCAGCAGUACUCGGAGGCUCUGAUGGCUCUCACCACCAUGGCAUCCCUCCGAGACCACAGCACGCCGGAAACACUCAGCAUCGUGGAUGACCUCCUCAGCUGCCCAGGAAAAAACAAAAGUGGGAGGGGACACAUGCUCAUUCUCAGGGUGCCCUCCGUGCAGCUGGCGAUGCUGGCCAAGGAGCGGCUGCAGGAGGUGCGCGACAAGCUGGGGCUGCAGUACCGCUUCGAGAUCAUCCUCGGGAACCCUGCCUCUGAACUCAGUGUUGCAGCCCACUUUGUGGCGCGAUUAAAGACUUGGAGAGGAAAUGAAGCAGAAGAGUGGACCCCUCGGACGUACCAAGAUCUAGAAGGUCUGCCUUGUAUUGUGAUAUUAACUGGCAAAGAUCCCCUUGGAGAAACCUUUCCCAGGUCUUUGAAGUACUGUGACCUCCGGUUAAUUGAUUCAAGCUAUUUAACUCGCACGGCCUUGGAGCAGGAGGUGGGUCUGGCGUGCUGCUACGUCUCAAAAGAGGUCAUCCGGGGGCCCACUGCUGCCCUGGACCUUAGUGGCAAGGAGCAGGAGAGAGCCGCCGUCAGCGAGAACGAUGCCGAGGAGCUGCUGAUCGACCUGGAGAGGCCCCAGAGCAACAGCAGUGCCGUCACUGGAACCUCAGGCUCCAUCAUGGAGAACGGGGUGAGCUCGUCCAGCACCGCCGACAAGUCCCAGAAGCAGCCCCUGACCCCCAGCUUCCGGAGCCCGGCCAACAGCGUGGGGCUGGACGAAGGGGUCUCGGCGGGCCUGGCGGGAGCCGGAGAGACCCUGAAGCAGGAGUGUGACUCCCUGGGCCCCCAGAUGGCGAGCAGCACCACCUCCAAGCCGUCGUCGUCCUCGUCAGGGCCCGGGGCGCCGCGGUGGCCAGGACAGCCGGGGCCGGGCUGCCGGGGCACGCACGCCGCGCUGCCCCCGGUCGUGAUCCUGUCCAAGGCGGCCUACAGCCUCCUGGGCUCGCGGCGGGGCGGCAAGCUGCCGGCGUCCGCGGCCCUGCUGCCGCACCCCGACGUGGCCUGGGCCAGCCCCCUGCGGCCGCUGCUGCCCGGGCACGCGAGCGCCGAGGAGCAGUCCCUCUACUACCGCCGCUGGACCGCGGCGCGGCCGCACCACGCCGACCACGGCAACCAGCCCGACCCCGCCUCGGGCGCGCGGCCCUGCCAUCCCCGCCGCCUGCUGCUGACCGGGCCCCCGCAGGUGGGGAAGACUGGCUCCUACUUGCAGUUCCUGAGGAUCCUCUUCCGCAUGCUCAUCAGGCUCCUGGAGGUGGACGUGUACGACGAGGCAGAGAUCAACACCGAUCACAGCGAAAGCAGUGAAGUGAGCCAGUCAGAGGGAGAGCCCUGGCCUGACAUCGAGAGCUUCAGUAAAAUGCCCUUUGACGUCAGUGUGCAUGACCCCAAGUACAGUUUGAUGAGCCUGGUAUACACUGAGAAGCUGGCAGGGGUCAAACAAGAAGCAAUAAAGGAAUCCAAAGUUGAGGAGCCCCAGAAACGAGAAGCCGUGUCCAUGAUGCUGACCAAGUACGCGGCCUACAACACCUUCCACCACUGCGAGCAGUGCCACCAGUACAUGGACUUCACCUCUGCCUCCCAGAUGUCCGACUCCACCCUUCACGCCUUCACGUUCUCUUCCUCUAUGCUGGGAGAAGAGGUGCAGCUCUAUUUCAUCAUUCCCAAAUCCAAAGAGAGUCAUUUUGUCUUCAGCAAGCAGGGCAAACACCUGGAGAGCAUGCGGCUGCCCCUGGUUUCAGACAAGAAUUUGAAUGCGGUCAAGAGCCCUAUUUUCACUCCUUCCAGUGGUCGCCACGAGCACGGACUCCUAAACCUCUUUCACGCCAUGGAGGGCAUCAGCCACCUGCACCUGCUGGUGGUUAAAGAGUAUGAGAUGCCGCUGUACCGCAAGUACUGGCCCAACCACAUCAUGCUGGUGCUUCCUGGCAUGUUCAAUAAUGCAGGCGUGGGUGCUGCCAGGUUUCUUAUUAAGGAGCUGUCAUAUCACAACCUGGAGCUGGAGAGGAACCGCCUGGAAGAGCUGGGAGUUAAACGCCAGUGUGUCUGGCCUUUCAUCGUUGUGAUGGAUGACUCGUGUGUCCUAUGGAACAUUCACAGUGUUCAGGAGCAGAGCAGCCAGCCCAUGGAAACAGGAGUUUUCAGUAAGAAUGUGUCCUUGAAGAGUGUCUUGCAGCAUAUUGAAGCAACACCGAAAAUCAUCCACUACGCCAUCCUGGGCAUACAGAAAUGGAGCAGCAAGAUGACUUCUCAGAGCCUGAAGGCCCCGUUCUCCAGAUGCCAUGUGCACGACUUCAUUCUCCUCAACAUAGACUUGACUCAGAAUGUGCAGUAUGACUUCAACAGGUAUUUCUGUGAAGAUGUUGACUUUAACCUGAGAACGAACAGUAGUGGCCUGCUCAUCUGCCGCUUUAAUAACUUCAGUCUCAUGAAGAAACACGUUCAGGUUGGAGGGCAAAGGGACUUUAUCAUUAAACCAAAGAUCAUGGUGUCAGAGAGCUUAGCACCCAUCUUGCCCCUUCAGUAUGUCUGUGCUCCCGACAGCGAACACACACUACUGGCAGCCCCUGCACAGUUUCUCCUGGAGAAGUUCCUUCAGCACGCCUCAUACAAACUCUUCCCCAAAGCUAUCCAUAACUUCAAGAGUCCCGUGUUGGCCAUCGACUGCUACCUUAACAUUGGACCAGAGGUGGCGAUAUGCUACGUCAGCUCCAGACCCCACUCCAGCAAUGUCAACUGUGAAGGGGUGUGUUUCAGUGGACUCCUCUUGUACCUCUGUGACUCUUUUGUAGGUGCUGAUCUUCUUAAGAAAUUUAAGUUUCUAAAAGGUGCUACUCUGUGUGUCAUCUGCCAAGACCGAAGUUCCUUACGCCAAACGAUUGUCCGCUUAGAGCUAGAGGACGAGUGGCAGUUCCGCCUCCGGGACGAGUUUCAAACUGCUAACAGCGCCGAUGACAAGCCCCUCUACUUUCUUACCGGACGUCACGUAUGAGCUUUGGAAGAGACCAAAACCAGCAAAGGGAUGCCUAGGUGGGGUGGGGCAGUAACGAUUAUUAGGGAUGUUUUUUUUCCUUUAAAGUACAAUCACUGUGGAGCCAAGUGCAACAUAUUUCUCUCUUCUCCAAAGAACCCCCCAAAUCUGACCUAGAUCCUUGGGGGGCAUCACUCUCCUUCAGUUCCAAUUUCAGGACUUAAAUUCAGGUUAACUCCACCCUAGGUAGUUAUGCAAUUACUUAAGAUGUGGUCUGCCCACGGGAGGCUGAGGAGGAUUAUGCUUUGGAGAGGCCACAGGGA